Molecule: messenger RNA, 1562 nt
Organism: Cucurbita maxima (winter squash)
Lineage: Eukaryota; Viridiplantae; Streptophyta; Magnoliopsida; Cucurbitales; Cucurbitaceae
Exons: 6
Coding region: 121-1296 (391 amino acids)
Source: RefSeq, a predicted model, not a curated record
UAAAUAGACCUCCUGUUUCUUCCUUCAGAUUCUUAGCAUUUUCUGAAUUUCGUACUUGAUUGGAGAUUUUAAUCUAUCAUCUUUGUGUUAGUUAGGGCUUCCUUCAAUUACUGGACGGCGAUGUCGAAAGAAGGUCCCAACUGGGAUGGGCUGCUCAAAUGGAGUCUUGCUCACUCCGAUGGAACUCGCCCUAAUCGGAAUCUGAGUGAGGAGGACCGGCGAUGGUUUAUGGAAGCAAUGCAAGCCCAGAGUGUUGAUGUUGUCAAACGCAUGAAGGAGAUAACUCAGGUGAUGCAGACACCUGAGGAAGUCUUGGAAACUCAAGGAGUUAAUCCAGAAGACAUUGAAGAUAUGCUUGAUGAACUACAAGAACAUGUUGAGUCGAUUGACAUGGCCAAUGACCUUCACUCCAUCGGUGGGCUGCUUCCUCUUCUUGGAUUCCUUAAGAAUUCCCAUGCAAAUAUUCGAGCCAAAGCUGCAGAAGUUGUGGCCACUAUUGUACAGAAUAAUCCACGAAGUCAACAAAUGGUGAUGGAAUUGAAUGGUUUAGAGUCUCUCCUCUUGAACUUUACUUCAGACCCUGAUGUCAAUGCGAGAACCAAAGCUCUUGGUGCUAUAUCCUCUUUAAUUCGACAGAACAAAACUGGAAUUGCUGCAUUCCGGCUUGCAAAUGGCUAUGCAGGCCUGAGAGAUGCUCUUGGCUCUGAGAGUGUGAGAUUCCAAAGGAAAGCCCUGAACUUGGUCCAUUACCUGCUGCGUGAAAAUACUUCAGAUUGCCACAUAGUGAAUGAGCUCGGAUUUCCUUGCAUCAUGCUACACCUAGCCUCCAGUGAUGAUGCUGAGGUACGGGAAGCUGCUCUAUGCGGCCUCCUCGAACUCGCCAAGGACAAAACAGGUGAGAAUGGGGGAGGAGGAUUAGGUGAAGAUGAUGACGAUAAGUUAAAACAAGUUCUUGAGGAGCGUAUGAAGGGAAUCAGCUUACUGUCACCAGAGGAUCUCGGGGCGGCUAGGGAAGAAAGGCAGCUUCUUGACUCACUCUGGAACGUCUGCUACAAAGAACCAUUAUCUCUCCGUGAGAAGGGACUUGUUGCUCUUCCUGAGGAGGACGCACCACCACCUGAUGUUGCUAGUAAGCAUUUCGAGCCUCCGCUGAGAGCCUUGUCAGGAAGGCCUGCGGCUGAGUCAGGUCCUAAAACUGAAGAGAAAUCAACUCCUUUAUUGCUGAGCUUAGGUCCUGCACCUUCACCUGAUACUCGAGACGUUACUUCCAGUUCUGCAACGGAUUCAACUUCGUAACUUAGGCUGUAUAUUUACUAAUUCAAUGAUCCUGCCUUUUCUAUGACUACAACAUUGCCAUGGUUAUACUUAGAAAACGACCAAGGCUUUGGAUGUCAAAAAGAUCGAACAGGCAGCGGCCUCUCCAUUCCCUCCGUUAUGCCAUCUCAGAGAUAUUUUUAUUACCAUUUUCAUUGGCAUAGAAUUGUACUUUUGUGGUUCGUUGGGUGUUUAGAAAGAUCAAGAACUGUGAAACUUCAUAUACAAAAAACAGUUGUAGGAUUCAA